AGUAUCCGGAUAGUCCGGGCGUCGCGAACCCCCGCGCGGAUUGUCUCCACAACAACACUGUUGCCUGACCUUUGCACUCCUCGAGCACACUGCGGCUCUUUCCAGGAAAAGAAUAUCGUACAGAGAUAGUACCAGCAUCUGAAAUGAACUAUUUAUCAUUUCUUUGUCGAGCAGUUCCACGUAAUAUCUUGAAGGUAGUUCCGCCACUAGUAAGGCCUCUUCAUAUUCUUAGACCAAUUGAGCCAAUAAUCACAACACGAAACUCGAUUUUGCAGCCAGUCACUCCCACACUUGUUCCAGUAUGUGGAAUGAAACAGAAGGGUCGACUUAGGCGACGUUGUAAAGACUGCUUCUUUGUUGUGCGGCAAGGGCGACUUUAUGUCAUGUGUCAUACCAAGCCUCGUCACAAACAGAUGGCCAUGCAGAAAUCUGAAAAAAACACUUGGAUGUUAUCACAUGCCACAAUGUCACCAAAACGACCAUGGUAAGCUUGUUAACAACUGGUAAUCUUCAAUGUGGUUUUCAUGACACGUAAAACUUACAUUGCAACCAUAUCCUAUUUCCCUUGUGUAUUUAUGAAUUUCAAGGAUUACAACAGCUGAGAACUGUAUUAAUGUUGUUGUAUUGUAAAUAUUUUGUAAUAAUAUCUGCUGUCUUAUUAACCUAUACAACUGCAUUGUUUACAUAUUUUAAUUUUGCUGGAAGGCAUUACAAAUGUUAAGAAAAGAUUCUAUACAAGGGUUAGGGUUCAUGGAGGGGGGCAGCUCUUUUUUUUUAGUAGACAAUAAUACAUACAAUAUGUACAAAUGCACAUGCAGUACUGUAUAUAUCUACUCAUCAUAUUUUUAUGAAUAUUGUGGAGGUAGAUAGUCUCUAGCAUUUCUUGCUAGACAUGUUUGCAUUUUUGGUAGGGAUUGUUUUGUGAAUAAUACUUGUUUGGAUUAUUUAUACCAAGAGAGGCAUGUAUUAAAAGAGUUGUUCCAACAAAUGUACAGAACUUUUGAGAUAAAAGAAUGAAAUACUGUAAUGGGAAAAAGACAUAAGGGACAUUCACAUAGUAUUAAAAAAAAGUAGCUUAUUAGAUCCCAUUUGUAUGUAAACCAAUGUGCAUUAUACAUGAUCUUUCAACCACUGCCCACUAGAUGCCAAUAUGGGGUGCAUGAUAGGCAAAUUAAUAUUACGUGUAACUGGCUUACCACAAUUAAAAUAAAUUGUUUAUCUCGAAGAUCACUGGGGCCCAGAACUUGAACCCAUUUUGUGACACUGACAAAUUUCCUGCCAAUCACCCACAGGGUGGGAAUAUAUCAGAUUCAUAAUAAAAUAAUUAUUAAACUAAAUUCUGUCUAGUGUAUGUUAAGGCUUUUUGGGGUCUUGAUGUUAGAUAAACUAUGAACAGCAGGACAGAAAUGGUUGGACACAUUUUCUUUUACCUAAUUACGCUGUUCACCUUGCAGUAAAUAGGUAUCCAGGAGUUAGGCAACUGUUAUUGGAUUGCAUCCUCACAAAGGUCAAUGGUUCGACCGUGGGAGGACCUCAAUACAAACUUAAAAUACUGUAUAUGUAUACACAGGCUUCGUGUCCUCAAUAAAAGAAAUUAUUAUUAUACAUCUUAAUGAACUGUAAAUAGCUCAUCAAUGCUGUAACUUGCUUGCAUCAACAAAUUUUGGGAUUCAGUUCCUGAGCCCACUGUGCCUGUGUAACCUUUCCCAUUACCACUCAAAAGAUGAAUAUAUGAGUUGCAUAACAAA
Molecule: messenger RNA, 1748 nt
Organism: Procambarus clarkii (red swamp crayfish)
Lineage: Eukaryota; Metazoa; Arthropoda; Malacostraca; Decapoda; Cambaridae
Gene: mRpL36
Product: mitochondrial ribosomal protein L36
Biological process (GO): translation
Cellular component (GO): mitochondrial large ribosomal subunit; ribosome
Molecular function (GO): structural constituent of ribosome
Source: RefSeq, a predicted model, not a curated record